Messenger RNA from Acanthosepion pharaonis, 705 nucleotides. NCBI's taxonomy places the organism in Eukaryota, Metazoa, Mollusca, Cephalopoda, Sepiida, Sepiidae. The record is from the annotation of a GenBank genome assembly.
AUGACUGACCCAUUCAUCUCUACUCUCUUUUUUCUUUCCAGAUCUUUCAAAUCAGCAUUUCUCUCUACCACUCUAUUUAUUUCCUUCUCCCAGAUUUUUCAAAUCAGCUUUUCUCUUUUUCUUUCUCUCUUUUUCUCCACAAAUCUUUCAAAUCAACAUAUCUCUCGCUUUCUCUUUCUCACUCUUUCUUUCUUUCUUUCUUUCUUUCUUUCUUUCUUUCUUCCUCUCUCCUCAGGUCUUUCAAAUCAGCAUUUAUCUCUCUCUCACUUUCUCUUUCUUUCUUUCUUUCUUUCUUUCUUUCUUUCUUUCUUUCUUUCUUUCAUCCCAGAUCUUACAAACCACCAUUUCUCUCUAUAUGUCUCUUUCUCACCCCAGAUCUUUCAAAUCCGCAUUUCUCUGUCUCUCUCUCUUUCUUUCUCUCACUCUCACCACAUCUUUCAAAUCAGCAUUUCUUUCUUUCUUUCUUUCUUUCUUUCUUUCUUUCUUUCUUUCUUUCUUUCUUUCCAGAUCUUUGAAAUCAGCAUUUCUCUCUCACACACACUUUCUUUGUUUCUUUCUUUCUUUCUUUCAAAUCAGCAUUUCUCUCUCUCUCUCUCUCUCUCUCUCUUUCUUUCUUUCUCUCUCCUGAGGUCUUUUAAAUCCGCAUUUGUAAAGCUCCUUAUUACCUUGUUUCAUGCAGCAAAAAUUCAUGCAAGUAUAAAAUAG